Messenger RNA from Anguilla anguilla (European eel), 3398 nucleotides. RefSeq names its product AP-1 complex subunit mu-1. The coding region runs from base 188 to 1459 and encodes 423 amino acids. Gene Ontology annotation, molecular function: clathrin-cargo adaptor activity. The transcript is spliced from 12 exons. NCBI's taxonomy places the organism in Eukaryota, Metazoa, Chordata, Actinopteri, Anguilliformes, Anguillidae. Gene Ontology annotation, cellular component: clathrin adaptor complex; clathrin-coated vesicle. Gene Ontology annotation, biological process: intracellular protein transport; vesicle-mediated transport. The record is from RefSeq and is a predicted model, not a curated record.
CUUCCGGUACGUGUCAGUGCACGCGCACGGAAUUGUCGCCGCUUUCUCUCAUUCUGUCGGCUACGUCUGCUUCUGUCGUGGAUGUAUUGAAGUAGCCGAACAGCUACAUGGAAGCACUUUUUAGAUUUAGUUGAAAAUUAUUCCACAACAGUGUAGCCUUAUUUUUGGUAGUGAAAAGACAAACAGAAUGUCAGCAAGUGCGGUGUAUGUUUUGGAUCUAAAGGGCAAGGUCCUCAUCUGCCGUAACUACAGAGGAGAUGUGGAUAUGUCCGAGAUUGAGCACUUCAUGCCCAUUCUUAUGGACAAGGAGGAAGAGGGUACCUUGUCUCCCAUCUUGGCCCAUGGAGGAGUACGCUUCAUGUGGAUCAAGCACAACAACUUGUACCUUGUUGCUACAUCCAAGAAAAAUGCUUGCGUCUCCUUGGUUUUCUCUUUCCUGUACAAGAUAAUCCAGGUGUUCUCUGAGUACUUCAAGGAGCUGGAGGAGGAGAGCAUCCGGGACAACUUUGUCAUCAUCUACGAGCUGAUGGACGAGCUGAUGGACUUUGGCUAUCCCCAGACCACAGACAGCAAGAUCCUGCAGGAGUACAUCACUCAAGAAGGGCACAAGCUUGACACCGGGGCCCCCCGCCCCCCCGCUACAGUAACCAAUGCCGUGUCCUGGAGGUCGGAGGGCAUCAAGUACAGGAAAAACGAAGUCUUCCUGGACGUCAUCGAGUCGGUCAAUCUCCUGGUGAGCGCCAACGGGAACGUGCUGCGCAGCGAGAUCGUGGGCUCCAUAAAGAUGCGCGUGUUCCUGUCGGGAAUGCCCGAACUCCGGCUGGGCCUGAACGACAAGGUUCUGUUCGAGAACACCGGCCGAGGGAAGAGCAAGUCUGUGGAGCUGGAGGACGUGAAGUUCCACCAGUGCGUGCGUCUGUCCCGUUUCGAGAACGACCGCACCAUCUCCUUCAUUCCACCAGAUGGAGAGUUUGAGCUCAUGUCCUACCGUCUCAACACACAUGUGAAGCCAUUGAUCUGGAUCGAGUCUGUGAUCGAGAAGCACUCGCAUAGCCGAAUCGAGUAUAUGAUCAAGGCCAAGAGCCAGUUCAAACGGAGGUCGACGGCCAACAACGUGGAGAUCCACAUUCCGGUCCCCACCGACGCCGACUCGCCCAAGUUCAAGACCACGGUGGGCAGCGUGAAGUGGAUACCUGAGAACAGCGAGAUCGUCUGGUCCAUCAAAUCCUUCCCGGGUGGAAAGGAGUACCUGAUGCGGGCGCACUUUGGGCUGCCGAGCGUGGAGGCCGAGGACAAGGAAGGAAAACCUCCCAUCAGCGUGAAGUUUGAAAUCCCUUACUUCACUACCUCUGGAAUCCAGGUGCGCUACCUGAAGAUCAUUGAGAAAAGUGGAUAUCAGGCCUUGCCGUGGGUUCGAUACAUCACUCAGAACGGAGAUUACCAGCUGAGAACCCAAUAGAAGAAGCUUCAGGAGCAGCUGGAUGGCAUCAUUUUCUGCCUCUGAUGUAAAUUUGCAAGAAGUGUUUGUCGUGUUUGAGUCACGGACCUCCCAGCAUAUUUUGCAGUUGGGUCUGUUUUUAUUUUUAUUCAUUUCAUACCGAUAGCGAUGCGGAAUGAACCUCAAAAGUUUCACUUAUAACUGUCUUUAGAUCAGAAUUUCCUGCAGUGCUUUCAAAAUGAAACCUGCUUUAAAAAUGUUGCCACUUUUGCCGUUUGACAGGGGAAAACCCUGAAGAACGAAAAGGAUGCCAAUUGGGACAUUUCUUCCCCCCCGUCAUUUCAUUCAUCUUUCAGAAGGUCUUUUAGAAAAUGCUUUGAGGUCAUGCAUAUCAUUUUGCAGUCCCCACUCUGUGUGGUGGCGGUUAUUUUAUGUAUGGUACAGUAUCCUAAUAGGUCAGCUUACGGUGGACGUAGAUAUUAUGUUACUCCGAAUAUAGCAGUGUUAUUAGAAGUCUGUACGUGUGGACACACAGUGCAUUCUUCAUGUCUCCAUUUCAUUAUACUGUAUUAGGUACCCUUGUCCUUCAGUAAUAUCUCUAGAGUUACCAACGUACAUUUAAGGCCAAUAACUCUUCUGAAGUGUUCUUCUGACAAAGUUUUUAAAGCACUGUUUAACAAACUUCUCUGUGGCAGUUGUGAAGCGGAAGUAGUCUUACGAUAAAUUCUGUUUGGUCGCUUUCAGUGUGGUAGGAAAUUCAAUGCAAGUGAGGAUGUAAGUGUGAACGCACACAGACUACAUGUCCUCUAAUCUUGUUUAGAUGGUGCUCUACUUGCAGAUCUGUUCUUACAGACACAAACGACUUGCCGAAGGACAGUUUAACGGGUUGGGUAAAUUUGCAUGAAGAAAUGCCCAUUAUGUGAAGUUCAGAUUGGAAGUUCUUCUCACAGAAUGUGUGGAGAAGUCUCUGUGGUCUUUGGGUCAGAAAGUCAGGAUGGAACUCCCAUUCAUGCUGCUCUUUAACCAAUCCACAUUUCACCACCUCUGUGUUUAAGAUGCUAUUUGCCAUUAUUUCCUUUUUUACUCAAUGUAUGUUUUUUGUUUUGUUUGUUUGUUUGUUUUAGAUUUGUCUAUUGUAAAAUCAGUGUUACUGGGCUUAGUCCAAAUAUUUUGCAUUGUGUGUGUGCAGAACCAUUGCAUUACAAAUGGAUCUAGAUUUAAUAACAACCAUUUAGAGGCUGCCCAUGUUGUCCUGUGUGCAAAAGUGGCAGCAUUUUAGACAAUUGAAAUGUUUUUCUUUCCUCAUUUUGUUUGUUUUUUUUUGGAGGGGUUUUUGGGUUUCAUUAUUUUAUAAAGUCUUCAUAUGGACUGCUGUAUUCCAGCUAAUUAGCUGACACUCUCGUUUAUAUAUUCUUGGGCAGAUACGUUCAUUUCGGAAAUCCACCAAAAAAAAAAAAAAAACUUUUCUUUAAAAUUGAACAUGUUGAUCCCACACGUUGCAUCGGGCUGGUGUUGUCACGAGGGAAGCAUGAGUUUGGUUCAGCUUGGUCUUGGCUGUACCAAGUAAUGUGUUAGUACAGAGAGAAGUAGCAUCUUGAAAUAAGCUGCCAAAACAUGUCUGUGUUUAGAUAGAACGCAAUACUGAAUAGAAGGGAAAACACCCACAGAUACUUUAAAAGAGCGAGCAGUCUCUCUCUGUGGUAUCCAUUUUAAUCUUCGCGAAAACAGAGGCCCAUGUUUGCUUGUAUGUGGCCUGUACUCCACAUUUGUUGCUUAAGCCAUUAUUAAUGUAGUUCUUAGUGAAUAAUUGUAGGAGGCAAAGAGGAAAAUCCCUUUGGUCUCCAGGAGCAGCGAUGUUACUUAUUAGCCUCUACCUUCUUGAUCAUUGUCAAAGUCUCUAUUAAAUGCCAACCAUCUGUUUGGAAAUAUGUGUUUCAUUAAAGUAGUUUUCUGGUAAAAA